UGUUACACUAGUUUGAGGUGAAAGUGAAACCAUGAAGCAAGAUCAUGCUUGCCAACCUCAACUCAAUAAGUGGAGGCCAGACAUCACAACUCCCAAUAAUUAAAAUACGAAUAUAGUUUUCCCUUUACAUUCCACACGGGAAAGCAAAAAAGCUUCCAUAAUUCACGUUAAGAAUCAAAUGCUAUCUUUCUCACCUUAUUUUGGCUUUUUCUAUAUAAACAUUUGCUUCAUUUCACGCGGUUCCAAAAAUCAUUAGAAAGACCUUGCUCUUUCUUUCUUCCAUUUUUUAAUUUUUCUCUUUCUCUUCCUCAUCUCUUACUCUGUUGAAGGCUUAAAGCAUCAUAGAGUUUGCAAUUAGCAAUUGGCACCAACUCCUACACACAAUUAACAUCAAUUAGAAUGGCUAAUGUGGUGGAAGUGAAAGUUGGUUUGCACUGUGAUGACUGUAUCAAGAAAAUCCUCAAGGCCAUCAAGAAAAUUGAAGAUAUUGAAACGUAUAACGUGGACACACAGCUGAACAAGGUGAUUGUUACGGGCAACGUCACAACUGAAGAAGUGAUUAGAGUUCUUCAGAAGAUUGGUAAGAAUGCAACUUCCUGGGAAGAUGCUUUGAUUGCCGAAAAGUGAAGUUUUAGUGUAGCUGCUCUAUACAAGUUUCCCCUUUUUGUUGUCUGAAUUAAACAUGUAACUUAUGGUACUGUACAAGCUAGCUAAGAUUCAAUGAUCUAUGAGUAUCUAAUUAUAUAUAUCAUCCUCCGUUUAUGUAA
Lotus japonicus is the source of this 767-nucleotide messenger RNA. RefSeq names its product heavy metal-associated isoprenylated plant protein 33. NCBI's taxonomy places the organism in Eukaryota, Viridiplantae, Streptophyta, Magnoliopsida, Fabales, Fabaceae. The record is from RefSeq and is a predicted model, not a curated record. Gene Ontology annotation, molecular function: metal ion binding. The transcript is spliced from 3 exons. Bases 400 to 627 code for a protein of 75 amino acids.